Messenger RNA from Lepus europaeus (European hare), 1100 nucleotides. RefSeq names its product inhibitor of growth family member 5 (gene ING5). The coding region runs from base 43 to 765 and encodes 240 amino acids. The transcript has 8 exons. The record is from RefSeq and is a predicted model, not a curated record. Gene Ontology annotation, biological process: positive regulation of apoptotic signaling pathway; positive regulation of DNA-templated transcription. Gene Ontology annotation, molecular function: chromatin binding. NCBI's taxonomy places the organism in Eukaryota, Metazoa, Chordata, Mammalia, Lagomorpha, Leporidae. Gene Ontology annotation, cellular component: nucleus.
GCCGCCCGCCCGCGCAGACCCCGAGCGCGGCCGCGGACGAAGAUGGCGACCGCCAUGUACUUGGAGCACUACCUGGACAGCAUCGAGAACCUCCCCUGUGAGCUGCAGAGGAACUUCCAGCUGAUGCGGGAGCUGGACCAGAGGACGGAAGAUAAGAAGGCAGAGAUUGACAUCCUGGCUGCAGAGUACAUCUCCACAGUGAAGACGCUGUCUGCCGACCAGCGUGUCGCGCACCUGCAGAAGAUCCAGAGUGCCUACAGCAAGUGCAAGGAGUACAGCGACGACAAGGUGCAGCUGGCCAUGCAGACCUACGAGAUGGUGGACAAGCACAUCCGACGGCUGGACGCGGACCUGGCACGCUUUGAAGCGGACCUGAAGGACAAGAUGGAGGGCAGCGACUUCGAGAGCUCUGCGGGACGGGGGUUAAAAAAAGGUCGGGGUCAGAAAGAAAAGAGAGGCUCCCGGGGCCGUGGCAGGAGGACCUCGGAAGAAGACACUCCCAAGAAGAAGAAGCACAAAGGAGGAUCCGAGUUUGCUGACACCAUCCUGUCUGUGCACCCCUCCGACGUGCUGGACAUGCCUGUGGACCCGAACGAGCCCACGUACUGCUUGUGCCAUCAGGUGUCCUACGGGGAGAUGAUUGGCUGCGACAACCCGGAUUGUCCGAUUGAGUGGUUCCACUUUGCCUGCGUGGAUCUCACCACGAAGCCCAAGGGCAAAUGGUUUUGUCCACGGUGCGUUCAGGAAAAGAGGAAGAAGAAGUGAGGGAGAGGCUGUGGUCUGGCAAUGGAUGGAAGAGAAACUGAUAUAUCCUUCACUCAUGUUGCAAUAUUUUCUUUCAUUUUAAAGCUACCUUGUUCCCACUGAUACUUUAGUAGCUCAGCUGGCCAGUUGUGGUUCUGGAUCCUUCCAAAUGCAAACAAGAAAGCGCCACCUAUAUAUACAGAGGAGCCGUCUUACAGGGCUGCCGUGCGACUGGAAUCUCUUGACUUUUUAUACAGACUUGCCCAGCACUGAGCACGGUGGUCUCUGAAUGGGACCUGAGGGGACUCGGGUGUGUGAGAGCCAGGGCUGCCAGGCAGGGUGUGUGGUGCAGGUGG